AUGUCUGAGGAAGUUUCUGAUGACAGCCUACGUGGACGCUCAAUUUCUCGUGCACCCAGAAAUCCAAAAGCAAGCUCCACUGUAUGUUCCUCGAACGAUCAAUUCGACAAAAGUAUGAAAUCUAGGGAUCCAUUGCUUAGAAAACUGGACCGAGCAGGCGAUCUGUGGCGAACCAGGGAAGGAAUUGUGAUAUACUGGCACGGGUAUAAACUUCAAUAUCAAGACUUGAUGGACGGAAUAUGGAAAUGGUCAGCAAGCGGAGGUGAACAUGCACGGAAAAAGCUAGUAACCUAUAUUCAGCAUGAGCGAAAACCUAAGCACGAGAAACGUGUAGGUUUGUCUGAUUUUGUCUGUCAGUAUCGCCAUAAACUUUUAGACGAGCAUAUACAAAGGAUUUAUGGUGACUUAUACUUGAUUGGAGUUAGUUGGAAAGAGAUGAUUGAUUUUCUAGCUAGGCCAAGGUCUUCGUCCUCAGCUUAUCAUCAAAAGCUAGGACAGCUUGAAAGCAAACUUCGAUUCUAUUUGAUGAUUUCCUUGAGAGAAUAUAAUGGACUUCCUUUGGAUCCUAGCAGACCAGGUGAAGCAAGUUGGCCGAUCUGGGACUUAUCAAGUGAUGGGGACGGUUGCACGGGAUGGGAUAUCAUUGAGGUUUCUUCCUCAGAGUCAUCCGCCUCAAGUCAAAAUGGCUUCCCUUUCCAGUUUUCACUGCGAGAGCUAAAAAGCUUUACAUCUGCAGCUAGGUCUUCAAGUUCUGUUCCUCAUCGGAAUCGAAGAAAAGGCUCGACGAACAGUGGAUCGCGACACUCCGAAAAGAUAACGCAGACUGAAAAAAGGAGCAGCAAUCGGAGACGAUCUAUAGAGUCUGGAUCACAGCGUUCUGACCAAUCCAAGAGCCUGGAUGAUGUCGUGUCAUCUUCUAGAGGCAGGCAAAAAAGCAAAGGUCGACGGAAGAGUUGUCAGGUAGAGAAAGCUGACACUAAAUCAUUCGAAUCAAGUUUGAAAGCCAGCCCAACUCAUCGAGUAGACUCGGAGAAUGGAGACCAACAUCUUAAAUUGACCAGGGAUCAAACCGGAAACAAAGAAAAAUCAGGUCACUCUGUUGCCUCGAAGGCUGGUCGCAGUCGUUCUAAGCAUCGAGAGACAGUGGCAUUGGUGAAACAUAAAGGAACAUAUUUUGACGUCACAAGCGGGACAAUUAAAAAACCCUAUGUAGCUCAACACAAGCCACCAACAGCAGAGACAUCCCCCAACACUGGGUUGAUGACCAAUGUCAAUGAUUGA
Melampsora larici-populina 98AG31 is the source of this 1281-nucleotide messenger RNA. RefSeq lists its product as uncharacterized. The record is from RefSeq and is a predicted model, not a curated record. Bases 1 to 1281 code for a protein of 426 amino acids. Lineage: Eukaryota; Fungi; Basidiomycota; Pucciniomycetes; Pucciniales; Melampsoraceae. The transcript has 6 exons.